AUGCCCUCUGCUUCUUUAUUAGUUUAUUUGCUUUUAGCAUUGCUCAUUCAUUUCACAUCCGGAGAAACGGAAGUGAAGUUCAGUGGACAAACGGAAUUUGUAGUCAAUGAAACAAGUACAACUGUUAUACGUCUUGUAAUUGAAAGGACAGGGAAGCCUGCUAACAUCACAGCAAUUGUGUCGAUUGAUGGAGAAAACACAGGAGACUUUUUUGACACAUAUGCAGCUGCAUUUAUACCUGAUACAGAAACAAACCGAACAGUGUAUAUAUCUGUCUGUGAUGAUGAUCUUCCAGAGGCUGAUGAGACAUUCACAUUUCACUUGACACUACUGAAACCAUCUGCAAGGAUGAAGCUUGGCACUCCCAAAUCUGUCACUGUAACAAUCUUAUCAAAUGACAAUGCCUUUGGAAUAAUUUCUUUUAACAUGUCUGCCUUAAUCACAGUGAAUGAGCCUAGGGGCAGAAAUGAAUUUGUUCCGCUCACUCUAAUCAGGGAGAGAGGAACCUACGGGACAGUCAUUGUAAGUUUUGAGAUAGAAGAUGGACCAAAUUCAGCUGAAGAAGACUUAAGUCCAUCCAGGGGAAAUAUUACAUUUACCCCUGGGAGAUCAGUGUUGAUUUAUAAUGUAACAGUGCUUGAUGAUCAGGUGCCUGAAAAUGAUGAAAUCUUUGUUGUUUGUCUGAAGAGUGUGGAGGGAGGGGCUGAAAUCAACAACACAAAAAAUUCUGUUUGGAUUAAUAUUAAGAAAAACGACAGUCCUGUGCGUUUUGUUCAGAAUGCUUAUAUGGUGCCUGAGGAAGAUGAAGUGAUAACAAUCGAAGUGGUUCGUGGUAAAGAUGUCACUGGAAAAUUAAUUGGACCUGAUGAAGAUGAAGUCUCUGUCAGUUACGCCAUCAUAACUGGGGAUUCAGCUGCACAUGCACAGCUUAAUGUAGACUUCCUAGAUCUACAGCCAAAUACAACUCUUGUUUUCCCACCUCUAGUUCAUGAAACAUAUUUGAAAUUUAAGAUCCUUGAUGAUGCCAUACCAGAAAUUGCUGAGACCUUUCAGAUUAUGCUUCUUAAAGACACUUUGCAGGGAGAUGCUGUUUUGAUUUAUCCAUCUGUUGUUCAUGUCACUAUCCAGCCGAAUGAUAAACCCUAUGGAGUGCUGUCAAUUCACAGUGUUCUGUUCCCUCACACUGUUAUCAUUGAUGAAGACCAAAUUUCAAGGUUUGAAGGGAUCACAAUUGUAAGAAAUGGUGGAACACAUGGAAAUGUUUCUGUUUCCUGGGUUAUAAUCCGAAAUAGCAGUGACCCUUCACCUGUAACUGAAGACCUACUUCCAGAGGCAGGAGAGAUAAGUUUUGAUCAAGGAAAGAUGCUGGUGACACUUCAUCUGGACAUUAUUGAUGAUGAUAUACCAGAAGAGGCAGAGCCUUAUCUUCUGAAACUCCUAGCUUAUACAAUACACGGAGGUGCAGAAGUCAGUGAGCCAUCUGAGCUUCUGUUUUACAUUCAGGACAGUGAUGAUGUUUAUGGCCUGAUAAAAUUCCAUCCUUUGGAGAAUCAGAAGAUUGAAAGUAAUCCAAUGGGACGCUUUUUAUCCUUGAGUUUUGCAAGGGAAGGAGGAACAGUUGGAGAUGUGCAGUUGGUUUAUACUGCACUGUAUAUUCCAGCUGGAGCUCUGGAUCCUGAUAGAGCGAAAGGUGGCAUUCUAAAUAUGUCUAGAAGAAGUACUCUCAUCUUUCCAGAAGGAAAAGCACAAGUUACUAUAAAUAUACCAAUACGAAAUGAUGCGUUUCUUCAAAAUAGAGCUCAUUUUGUCAUACAGCUGGAAAAAGUUGAGCUGCUGAAUAGAAUUCCUCUUGUCCCACCUGUGAGUCCUAGAUUAGGUGAGAUUCGAAAUAUUUCUUUGAGGAUUACUCCAGAUAUUGCAAAUGGAGAAAUAGGCUUUACUAGCAAUCUUCCAAUUAUUCUUUCUGAACCAGAAGAAUUGCCUGCUACAGUGGUUUCCAUUGCAUUGCAUCGAGAUGGGACUGAUGGUCAAGCAACUGUGUUUUGGAGUUUGAGGCCCUCUGGUCCUAAUCACAAGGCAGUAACACAGGAUGAUAUAAGUCCUUUUAAUGGCUCUGUUGUUUUCUUAUCUGGACAAAGUGAUACUGCAAUCAACAUUACCAUUAAAGCUGAUGAUAUACCUGAAAUGAAUGAAACUGUGUUACUAACUUUGGACAGGGUAGAGACAGAAAGGUUUGUUGUGUACUUUGGGGUCAGUGUGGAAAAUCAAAUACUGAAAUAUGGGUUUACUACUUGUGAGAUCACUAUUUUGGAAAAUGAUGAUCCUGGAGGAGUGUUUGAAUUUUCUCCCUCUUCCAGAGGUCCCUACAGUAUCAAGGAGGGGGAUUCUGUCGAACUGCAGAUUGUCCGCAGCAGAGGGAGCCUUGUCAGGCAGUUUCUGCGAUAUACUGUAGAACCAAGGGAAAAUAAUGAGUUUUAUGGAAGCACAGGAAUUUUGGAAUUUAAGCCUGGUGAAAGAGAGAUCAUAAUUACCCUUUUGGCAAGGAUGGAUGGGAUUCCAGAGCUGGAUGAGGCAUAUGCUGUUGUGCUCAGUGGCUACAGUGAAAUGUCAGGCAAGCUGGGGAAUGCCACAAGGGUAAAUAUAACCAUUUUGAAGAAUGAUGAUCCACAUGGUGUCAUUCAGUUUCUACCUGAUGAACUAUCAGUAACAAUAAAGGAAAGUAAAGGAGAAAUCAUCUAUGCUGCCUCUUACAGACUUGUAAGAAACCAAGGAAACUAUGGCAGUGUUAGUGUGUCCUGGAUUGUUGACCCAGUAUGUACCAAUGACGUUUAUCCAGAACAAGGGACUGUAUUCUUUGAUAAUCUGGAGUUUUCAAAAAAUAUCACAAUUUACUCUCUACCAGAUGAGGUGCCUGAAGAGAUGGAGGUAUUCAUUAUCAGACUAUUCAAUGCCACUGGUGGAGCAAGACUGGGCAAUAUAACCAGUGCAUUUUUACAAAUUACAAGGAAUGAUGAUCCCAUUUAUUUUGCAGAACCUCUGACAGUGAGGAUUACAGAAGGGAGUGUUGCAAACUUUACAGUCCUAAGGAAUGGAUCUGCUGAUACUGUUGUUGCUGUUCAGUAUAUUACUGUUAAUGGAGAUGCAACAGCUGAAGAGGGAGACUUUGUUCCCAGUAAAAAGGAGAGUUUAAUUCUGUUCGAUGUUGGAGAAAGAGAACAGACCUUAUCUGUGUAUAUUAAUGAUGAUGAUACCCCUGAAACUGAUGAAGUAUUUUAUAUCUUCCUUUUGAAUUCAACAGGGGAUACUGUUAUCUUUAAUGCUGGAGUGGCUACAGUUAUUAUCGAAGCAAAUGAUGAUCCUAAUGGAAUUUUCUCCUUAGAACCUCUAGAGAAGUCAGUGGAAGAAGGAAAAAGUAAUUUUUUUUUGAUUUUGAGACAUAGAGGACACUUUGGCAAUGUCUCAUUAAGCUGGCAGCUGUUUCUUAAUGACUCUACACUGAAGCCAGGAGAAGAGUUCUAUGAAACAUAUGGGACUGUGUACUUUAUGGAUGGUGAAGGAUCAAAGCAGAUAGUGCUUCAUGCUGUUUCAGAUAAAAUUCCUGAAUUCAAUGAAUUUUACAUUUUAAAAUUGGUGAACGUUUCAGGUGGAUCUGCUGGUGGGCAGUUGUCUGAAACAAGCCUUGCUGUAACUGUGAUGAUCCCUUUCAAUGAUGACCCUUUCGGAGUCUUCGUUAUGGAUCCAGAGAGUCAGGACAGAGAGAUAGCAGAAGAUGUUCUUUCUGAAGAUGAUCUUUCCUAUAUUACAGACUUCACCAUCUGGAGACAUCAAGGCACUUUUGGUGCUGUCCGUUUAGGUUGGGAAAUACUGUCCAGUACGUUUCAAACUGGAUUACCAUCAAUGGUGGACUUCUUGUUGCUGGGAUCAUUUCCAAGUUCAGUGCAAUCUCAGCCACACAUGAGACGCCAUCACAGUGGAACAGAUGCUUUGUAUUUCAGUGGAAAAGAGGAUGCAUUUGGAAUUAUUCAUCUGGAAUAUCCAUACGAUGGAAAUACUGCAGUAACUAAUUUUACAUUUUCAGCGUGGUUAAUUCCUAAUGUCAAUACUGAUGGUUAUAUAGUUGAAAAGGACGAUGGUAAUGGGACCUUAUAUUAUGGUGUGAAAAUUGAAACAAAUGAUUCUCAUGUUUCUGUAGUGUUUCAUUAUACAGCAUUAGGAUCCUGUAUGACAUACAUAGCCAAAGCAGCAGUCCUUAAAUACCUGGAUGAAAGUACGUGGGUUCAUAUUCUGAUUACUCUGGAUGAAAGUAUAAUUGAAUUUUACAUGGAUGGAACUCCAAUUCUAGGAGGAAUUAAGAGCCUUAAAGGAGAAGCAAUUGCUGAUGGUCCAGGAAUAGUGAGAAUUGGAGCAGGAAUCAAUGGCAACAGCAGGUACACAGGUUUAAUGCAGGAUGUAAGGCUUUAUGAGAGAAAACUGACACAGGCAGAGAUCUAUGAACUCCAUGCAACUCCUGCAAAGAGUGAUGUACACCCUGUCUCUGGGUAUUUGGACUAUUGGCAAGGAGAAACCAAUAAAUCAUUCAUUGUGUCUGCAAAGGAUGACAAAGAGGAAGAAGGAGAGGAGUUAUUCAUCCUAAAACUCAUUUCUGUGUGUGGUGGAGCUCGAAUUUCAGAAGAAAACACAACAGCAAGAUUAAGAAUACAGAAAAGUGAUAAUGCUAAUGGUUUAUUUGGCUUCACUGGAGCAUGUAUUCCUGAGGCUGCUGAUGAGGGUUCCACUAUAUCCUGUGUUGUGGAGCGAACAAGGGGUGCCCUAGACUAUGUGUAUAUAAAUUACAUUAUCUCACAGGUUGAUUCCAGGGGCAUUAAUUACUCCAUUAGCGAUUUUUCUAACAGCAGUGGCACUAUCACAUUCCUUCCUUGGCAGAGAUCAGAGGUCUUAAAUUUGAAUAUUAUUGAUGAUGACAUUCCAGAGCUAAAUGAAUAUUUCCGUGUGACAUUAGUCUCUGCAGUGUCUGGAGAUGGAAAACUAGGUUCAACUCCUACCAGCGGAGCAAGUAUAGAUCCGGAAAAGGAAACUACUGAUAUCAGCAUUAAAGCCAGUGACCACCCAUAUGGACUACUGCAGUUCUCAGUGGGGCCACCUCCUCAGCCCAGUGAUGAAAUGAUUCUUCCAGCCUCUGCUGUGCCCCAUAUCACUGUUAAAGAAGAAGUUGGAGACAUCAGAUUAUUGGUAGUUCGUGCACAAGGGCUUCUUGGAACAGUUCUUAUGGAAUACAGGACAGUGCCAGUUACAGCUUUCAGUCCUAAAGAUUAUCAGGCUGUUUGGGGCUCAAUGGAAUUUCAGCCUGGAGAAAGAUACAAGUACAUUACUGUUAACAUCACUGACAAUUCUAUUCCUGAACUAGAAAAAACGUUUAAAGUGGAGCUGUUGAACCCAGAGGGAGGAGUUGCUGAGCUCUUUAGAAAUGAUGGAAGUGGUAGUGGUGAUGGAAACAUGGAUUUCUUCCUUUCAACUGUCCCUCAACUUGCUAGCUUGGGAAUUGCAUCCCACAUCCUUGUGACUAUUGAGGCUUCUGAUGAUGCUCAUGGUGUGUUUGAGUUCAGUACUGAGUCCAUUUCAGUGAAUGGAACUGAACCUGAAGAUGGAGAUAGCAAUGUUGUGCUGCAGGUUGUGAGAAGUCAUGGGACCUUAUCUCAGGUGACAUUGCAUUGGAUCAUAGUCUACGAUCUCACCAAUGACCUGAUCUCUACAGAGGGGAAUGUAACGUUUGAUGUUGGCCAAGUGAGAGCAAAUAUUACAUUACAGGUUUCUCCUGAUGAUGUUCCCGAAUUGGAUGAGAUGUUUUCAGUCCUGAUCAUCAAUGUCUCCCUUGGUCGUCUUGGAUAUCAUACUAAUGCAACAUUAACUAUUUUAGCAAAUGAUGAUCCGUAUGGAGUCUUCAUCUUUUCUGAGCGAAACAGACCAAUGAAAGUUGAGGAAGAAACAAAAAAUGUCUCUUUGACAGUUAUAAGGUGUGGUGGUCUCCUUGGUACAGUAAUGGUGAAAUACAGAACUAUUGGUGAUGAAGAAAAGUUGCACUUUCUUCCACCUGAUGUUGUCAGAGCAAUAGAGGGAAAAGACUACAUACCUGUUACAGGUUAUGUGGUCUUUGCAAGCAAUGAAAGUGAGGCCACAAUAUCCUUGCCUAUUUUGGAUGAUGAUGAUCCUGAGAGGUCAGAAUCUGUUUUUGUGGAACUAAGCAAUGUUGUUUUGAUCAAGAAAGUUCAGGAUCGGCCAAUUAUAAAUUCUCCUCGACUUGGUUUACUGGGUGAGACAAUAGCUCAUGUAAUUAUCAAUGCCAAUGAUGAUGCUUUUGGAACACUUCAGCUUUCAGCUUCAGCUGUGCGAGUUGCUGAAAGCUAUGUUGGACCAAUCAUUAAUGUGACCAGAACCGGGGGAAUAUUUUCAGAUGUUUCUGUGAAAUUUAAAGCUAUGCCAAUAACUGCAACAGCUGGUGAGGACUACAGUGUAGCUUCAUCAGAUGUUGUCCUACUAGAAGGGGAAACAAGUAAAGCUGUGCCAAUUUAUAUAAUUAAUGAUAUCAAUCCUGAACUUGAGGAGUCAUUUUAUGUUCAGCUGCUGAACCAAACAACAGGAGGAGCCUUGCUUGGGUCUUUAACAAGGGCAGUCAUAACAAUUGACGCUUCUGAUGACCCAUUUGGAUCCUUUGUUUUUCAGAAUACUGAAUUCACUGUGGAGGAGCCUGAAUUUGGAUCAGUAACCAUAAAUCUGCCAAUAAUCCGUAAUGCUGGGACCCUGGGUAAUGUUACUGUUCAGUGGGCUGCUACCAUUAAUGGGCAUCCUGCUGAUGAAGACUUACAAGUUUCCAUGGGUAAUAUUACUUUUGGCCCUGGGGAAGCCAUUCAGAUGUUGCUGUUGGAAAUCCUGGCUGAUGAUGUUCCAGAAACAGAAGAAAUUGUCCAUAUUGAAUUAACUCAGGCCUCCAAUGGCGCUGCUAUCGGGUUAGAUGGCAUGGCAAAUAUUGUUAUACCUGCCAAUGAUAAUCCUUAUGGCACAGUUUUCUUUCAUCAAUCUUCAUAUCGAAUUCAGGAGCCACUAGAAAGAAAUUUACUUGCAAAUAUAUCAGUCAGGAGAAGUGGGGGAAGGUUUGGUCAGCUGCAAAUAUUUUACAGCACUUCUGAGACUGACAUUGUAGCUCUUGCCAUUGACCAAGGUGAGGAUAUACUGGCCUAUUACAAGUCUCCUGUACAAGGAAUUCCUGACCAGCCAUCCAAGACCAGAGUGAAUGUGUCAGCAGCAAGUGACCCACUGUAUGCCUGUGCAACUCAGUGCCUAAAAGAACAAGCGUGUUCAGCCUUUACAUUUUCCAGUGCCUCUGAGAUUCCUCUCUGCCUCUGGCUGACAACAGAGAUUGGGCCAUUAACUAACAUGUCAGGAUUAUGGACCUACGAGAAAAACAUCAGCAGUACAUCCAUUCUCUUUAGCACACAAGCCAUUGCUGGUAGUGAUUAUGAAUCUAUCACAGGACAGUGGGCCAUCAUGCAGGAAGGGGAAGAGUUUGCAAAUCUCACAGUUACCAUACUUCCUGACAGCCUGCCAGAGCUGGAUGAAAAAUUCACUGUAUCCCUGUUGAAAGUUGAACUUUUUAACAUCUCAGCCAGCUUAAAAAAUCAACCAACUAUUGGGCAGCCAAAUACUUCCACAAUUACCAUAAUGAUGAAUGGGGAUGCCUUUGGAGUAUUUAAGAUCUAUAGUGUAAGUCCCAAUGCAACAGAGAAAGGCCUAUAUAUUGAAGUAGAAGAAUGUCCUCAGGCCAGCGUGCAGCUAAUGAUAGACAGGACAGAAGGCAGCCUGGGACAGGUGACAGUGGAAUGGCGUGUUGUUGGUGGAACUGCUACGCCAAACUUGGAUUUUGUGGGUGUUGGUGAGAUUCUGGUGUUUUCUGAAGGUGAAACAAAAAAGAUGGUCACACUGACCAUUUUAGAUGAUCCAGAGCCAGAGGAUAAUGAAAGCAUCAUAAUCAGCCUGGUGCAUACUGAAGGAGGGAGUAGGAUUCUGCCCAGUUUCAACACUGUCACAGUGGUUAUCCUGGCAAGUGACAAUGUGGCAGGAAUCAUUAGCUUCCAGACAGCUGGAAGGUCCGUUAUUGGUCAUGAAGGAGAACAACUGCAGUUCCAUGUUGUAAGAACUGCCCCAGGACUGGGAAAUGUUACUGUUGAGUGGAAGAUAGUUGGACAUAAUGUAGAACAAAAUUUUGAAUACUAUUCUGGAAUUCUCGUUUUUCCUGAGGGAAUAUUGAAUACAACAUUAUAUGUCCACUUGCUGGAUGACCGUAUUCCGGAAGAAAAAGAAGAAUACCGGAUCAUCCUAUGCAACAUCAAAACAGAAGGUGUUUCGCCUUCUGGUGCUGCUGUUUUGGAUAGUCAAGGCUAUGAAGCCGUUCUGACGGUAGAAGCUAGUGAUGAACCACAUGGAGUACUGAAUUUUGCUUCUCCAUCCCGGGUAGUUUUACUUCCAGAGGAAAACAAAACAGUUCAACUUUUUAUUAACAGAGAAUUUGGAUCUCUAGGUGCUAUCAAUGUUACAUAUGCCACAGUUCCAGGACUGGUCUCUUUAAGUAAUCAGACACAGGGGGCCUUGGCUGAACCAGGAGCUGAUUAUGUAGCUGUUUCUGACUCAGUGAUUUUGAAAGAAGGAGAAACAUCAGCUGCCAUAAAUGUUACUAUUCUAGAGGAUGAUGUACCAGAAGUGCAAGAAUUCUUCUUGGUUAAUUUAACUUCAGUGGAACUUAUCAUGAACCAUUCUACUUCUUCCCCACCUAGGCUGGUGACAGAAUUAAUUCGUUACAGACUGAAAGAUGUGGAAGGUUUAGCUUCUCAAAUUAUUAUUGACACUAAUGAUGGAGUAAGCGGAGUAGUUGAAUGGGAAAGUACCAAUUUAGAAGUUAAUGAAACUCAUGGGAAUCUGACAAUAAUGGUAUACCGAAACAAAGGAUCAUAUGGAAAUGUGUCUGUGUUUUUUUAUGCCCAAAAUUUGGAGGCACAGCUGGGUUUGGAUUUUAAUGUGGUCUCAAGGACUCUUUUUUUUGCUGAUGGAGAAAGGAAUAAAUCUGUUGUUGUUGCGAUUUGUGAUGAUGAUAUUCCUGAAGGUGUUGAGAAGUUCCAGUUAAUUCUAGCAAAUCCAUCAUUUGGCCUGGAAUUAGGGGAGAACACAACAGCCACAAUUACUAUAUUUGCCAAUGAUGAUGGACAUGGAAUUUUGUCAUUCAAUAACAGUGAUCACUUCUUCCUAAGAGAGCAAACGGCUCUUCAUCUGAUGGAAAGUGUUGCAGUAUUAAAUAUUAUUAGAGAACCUCCUCAGGGGAUAUUUGGAACAGUGUCUGUUGAGUAUCUUGUAAGUGAAAUUAAUUCUUCAGAUCCAUCAGUGGAUUUGGCCCCUUCUCAAGGAUACAUUGUGCUGGAAGAGGGAGUCAGAUUUAAGACACUGCGUAUUUCUGCAAUCCUGGAUGAAGAACCAGAAUUGGAUGAGCACUUUAUUGUCACCCUGUUCAAUCCAACUGGAGGAGCCAGACUAGGCACCAGAGUGCAAACAAUGAUUACGAUAUUACAGAACCAGGCUCCACUGGGGCUUUUCAGCAUCUACCCACUUGCAAAUAGGACAAAUAUCUUCACCGUUGAAGAAGCAAACACUACAGUUUAUUUGAAAGUUUCACGGAGUAAUGGGCUCAACGUGUCUGUGAGUGUUGAGUGGGAGACAUUGUCGGAUACUGCGUUUGGCAUCAGGGAUAGUAUCAGUGUUCUGUCUGUCGUGCAAAGCUUUGUGGAAGAGUCAGCAGCUGGCUGGUGUUUCUUUGCAUUGGAAAAAAACCUGUAUGGUGUGCUGUUGCGUUCACCUCCAGCUGUGUUUUCUACUGUCUACCAGUGGAAAGGAGUUUUUGUUGCCAUCGAGAAUUUCGGUAUGUGGAAUCCUAAAAGCUGUGUGUCUUUCCAAAUCCAUGCCUCUCCCUACCUUGUGAUUACUCAUGGAGGAAGCAGCUGGGGAGCAUCCAACAGCAGUGUGUAUGCAUUCAUGCCUGGGCGCAAACUAUUGAAGCUACAGACCCUCUCUAUUUUGGAUACCACACUUGUCAAACAUUUUGCUGUGGAUGAGGAAGACUAUUUGGUUUUUGUGAGUGAUACCACCAGUUACAGUCCCAUCCAGGUUUUCCAGUGGAAUAAAGAUAUAUUUGUGCCACAUCAUCAACUUCCACUUUACAAAGCUCUGAGUAUUGCCUUGUUUCCCCGAGGAGGCAUUAUGUACUUACUAGUUGCGUUGUCAAAUACCAGCCAGAAUGUGCUCUUGUACCAAUGGCUGAAUAAUGAGUUUAGGAAUCUUCGUCAGUUACCAGCAAAAGAAAUAAAACAUAUGGAGGCCUGGACUUCUGGAUCUGACAUAUAUUUAAUUGUUGCAAAAGAAACUGGAAAUUCUGAAAUUUACAUCUGGGAGACAGGGCAGCCUACCUUCAGACACUUUCAGUCUCUUCCACUCUCUGCUGUAAGAAACAUCCAUGUUUUCAUUCCUCCUUCAGGUUUAGUUCACAUCCUCCUCUCUGGUAAGGACACAACAGCACUCUACUCUUGGAACUCAGAAGGGAACCAGUUCUCUCUGAUGCUGGAAGCCCCAUAUGCAGAUCAUAUCACUUUCACUACUGCAAGGUCUCUGAACUCCAGCAAGAGUUUGAUUGCUCUUUCCAUUGGGUCCAGCUCCCAGAUUUAUGAGCUGACAACUAUCUCCAACCAAUCAGAUUUUAUACCUAGUUCAGGUGAAUUGAUAUUUGAGCCUGGGGACAUGGAAGCUGUGAUAGCAGUCAAUAUCCUGGAUGACAUCAUGCCAGAGGAGGAAGAAUGUUUUAAAGUGCAUCUGAAAAACCCUAAAGGAGGUGCAGAGAUUGGUGUCCACAGUUUCGUUAACAUAAUUAUUCCUCCCAAUGACAAUGCCUAUGGAGUCAUUGCAUUUGCCCAGAGUUCUUUAUUUAAGCAAAUUGAAGAAAUGGAACAGGACAACUUGAUCACCCUGAAUAUUGAACGUUUAAUAGGAACAUAUGGACGAGUUACAGUAGAGUGGAUCGCUAAUGGGAGCACAAGUGAUGUAUUUCCAGCUUCAGGAAUGGUAACAUUUUCAGAAGGUCAGGCCCUGUCCACAAUCACCCUGACAAUUCUCGCGGACAGCAUUGCAGAACUUUCAGAGGCAGUGGAAAUCAUACUCACCCGUGUUACCACUAUGGAUGUUCAAGAUAGCACAAAAGGAGCUGUCAUAGAUCCCGAAAGGGCAAGAGCUGUACUUAGCAUUUUGCCCAGUGACUCUCCACAUGGAGUGAUUGAAUGGCACAUGGAGUCUGUCUUCGUUAAAAUCACAGAGCCAGAAGGGCCAGAGAAUUCAACUACUGUUACUCUACAAAUUGUUCGAGAACAAGGUUUUCUUGGGGAUCUUGCAGUCCAGUUGAGCACUGCACCAAACUUUGAACUCCCCCUGUCCAAUCAAGCAACAGAAAAUGAGGAUUAUAUACUGGAAAAGAAAACAGUAAUUAUGGCAGAGAAUGCAACAACAACUUCUGUCAUAGUCACUAUUUUACCUGACAAUAUUCCAGAAUUACAGGAAGGCUUUAUAAUCAAUAUUACUGAUGUGCAGCUGAUCACUUUAUCUGAAGGACAGCCAAGUGUGAAGAGGCUUGGAUUAGAAAUAGCUGAAAUAACAAUUGAAGAAAAUGAUGAUGCCAGAGGAAUAUUUAAUUUUAAUGUUACAAAGGGUAUCACUGGAGCUGUUUCUGGUUAUGAGGUACCACCACCACAGAAUGUAUUGAAACUCCCAGUUGUUCGACAGGCUGGGAGGUUUGGGUCAGCAACUCUGUACUGGGAAGCCAUUCUUUCAACUGCCAGCUUUGAAGACUUCACACCAUCAUCUGGAAACCUUACCUUUGCAGAUGGGCAGGCUACAGGAGAAAUAGAAAUUACAAUCAUAGAUGACAGUGAAGUUGAAUUCCUUGAGAUAUUCAAAAUUGCCCUGGUGAGGGUAACAGGUGGUGCAAGACUUGGGAAUGACACUGUGGUAACUGUCGCUAUUCCACCAAAUGAUUCACCUGUUGGGGUAUUCAGGUUUGAAGAAAAGAAUGUAACUGUGAAGGAACCACAGACAUCUGAUGACUCCGCUGCAGUUGUUUUGCUCAAUGUAAGUCGAAGUCAGGGAGGAAGAGGAGCAGUUACAGUGUUAUGGAUUCUCGAGGAAGCAGCCAGAUAUGAUCUGACUCCUCUAAAUGGUACCCUUCAUUUCAGUGAGACUGAGUCCCAGAAACUGAUUGUUUUACAUGCAAUACAAGAUGGUCUGCUGGAGGGGAAUGAAACAUUUACCAUUCAGCUAGUCUCUACUGGUGAUGCAGAGAUAUCCCCUGUAAAUGGUGUUGCAACCAUCACUAUUAUGGGAGAUGAAGGAGCUUCUGGGGUGGUUGGGAUAGCCCAUUCAUCCAAGCAUGUUUUGGUUGGAGAACCUUCUGGAAGUUAUAAUGGAACUGCUCUUAUUAGCCUGGUACGUGGCCCAGGGAUUUUUGGGGAGAUCAUAAUAUAUUGGAAUAUAACACCUCCUCAUCAGACAGAAUUUAUCGAGGUAUCGGGAACCUUGACCAUGCGAGAUAGGCAGUCUGCAGCAGUUGUUCUAAUACAGGCUGUAGAUGACAGCUGUCCUGAGGAAAAGCAUUACUACCAAUUUCAACUAACCAGAAUCAGUGAUGGAGGACACAUAAAUGAAUCUAGCAGCACAGCAAAUAUUACCAUGGCUGCCAGUGAUUAUCCGUAUGGAGAGUUUACAUUCUCCCGUGAACUAUUGCAAACAACAGAAGAUGAAAAAUGGGUAAACAUCACUGUUGUGCGUUCCAAGGGAUCCUAUGGCAGAGUGCUUCUUCGCUUUCAGAUAAUAAAUGGGACUGCAGAGGAAGGAAUGGAUUUUACUCCCACAGUAAAGGAAAUGGUAUUUGAACCAGAGGAGGAAAGUAAAAUUAUUUUGAUUGAAAUUCAUGAUGAUGACUUUCCUGAAGGUCCUGAAAACUUUUCAUUGAUGAUUAGUGAAGUGGAACUCCAAGGAAGUGGAUUUGAUUUUACUGUAAGAGAGAAUGGUCUGCAGGUGGAUCAACCUCCAAUAAUAGGAAAUAUCUCCACAGUAUGGGUCACUAUUGCAAAAAAUGACAAUGCUGAAGGUAUCAUAGAAUUUGAUCCGCAGCAUGUCCUUCUACAGGUGGAAGAGGAUGCUGGAUUAAUCAUGAUUCCUCUUUUGCGAAAGUGUGGAACUUAUGGCAAUGUCACGGCUGAUUUUCUUUCUCGAAGUAUUUCUGCAAUUCAUGGUGUUGACUAUGUCAUUCAUAAUAAUACUGUAAUUUUUUAUCAUGAACAGAACCAGUCUUUUAUUUACAUAUCUAUUAUAAAUGAUGAAGAAAGUGAAUUUGCAGAGCUAUUUGAAAUCCAGUUGACAGGAGCCACUGGUGGAGCCAUCCUGGGGCUCCACCUGGUGAGCCAGGUCACUAUUGCGAAAAGUGAUUCUCCCCAGGGCAUGGUCCGAUUUCUCAACCAAAGCCAAAUUAUUCUUCCCAACCCUGAUGCAACCACAACGGUGUCCCUGGUGGUGGAAAGGACUGGGCAGUUGGUGGAGGCACAAAUUAACUGGGACAUUUUGGGACCCAAUUCAGAAGAAAUUUUGUCUCCUCUGAAUAGUGACAUUGGUGACCCUGUGAAUGGAACAUUCUAUUUUGAAGAAGGAGAAGGAGGUCUGAGAACAAUUAAUCUACAAAUCUAUCCACAUGAAGAAGUUGAAGUUCAGGAAACCUUCAUUAUUCGACUGAGCCUUAUGAAAGGUGAAACAGAAAUCGAUUCUAAGGCAAACAGCAUUACAUUAAUAAUAGAGAAGUUUGGUGAUCCACAUGGAAUUGUACAGUUUGCUCUUGAAUCAUUAACUGAGAGUAACUAUGCAGAACCCUCAGGAGAUGAAGGGCCACAAAAUAUUACACUGUUUGUCAAACGAAUUCAAGGCGUUCUGGGGAACAUAACGGUUUACUGGGAAAUACGUAGUGAAUCUGACAUCACAGGUGACUUUCUUGAGACAGAGGGAUUUGUUAUCAUUGCUGACCAGCAGAGUACAGCUGAAAUAAUUAUCUACCUGUUACCUGAUGAUGUUCCAGAACUGGAUGAAAGCUAUGAGGUACAGCUGAUUUCAGUGGAAGGUGGAGCAGAUUUAGACCAUGAGAGAGGAAUUUCAAAGAUCACAGUGUUUGCAAAUGAUGAUCCUUAUGGAGUGUUUGCCCUGUACUCUGAUCAGCAGUCAGUAUUGGUAGAAAAAACCCUGGAUCGAUAUGUUCAGAUUAAUGUGACUCGGCAUGCUGGGGCAUUUGGAGAAGUGAUGGUUGAGUACCGUGUCAUAUCCCUUCACGACGAAGCACUAAUUGAACCCAAGAAUGAGGUGGGAUUCCUCAUAAUAAAGGAUGGUGCCAGCUUUGGAGUAAAAAGAGUGCCAAUAAGCAACCAGGCAUUUAUUUUACUAGGCUUGAAUUUUACUGUGGAACUUACUAAUGUAAGCCUGGUUAGGGGAAGUGCCAAGGAUGUGCCUAAAAUAUUAGGAAUAGCAAAGUCUGCUGUGCUGCUUAUUCCUGAGGAAGCUGCCAAUUCACAGGUUGGCUUUGAAUCUGUGAUAUUGCGGCUUACAAACAUUGUAGCAGGGACAGGCCAUUCUGUCAUAACCAGGAAAGGAGUUUAUGGCUCUGUAAUAGUUAGCUGGAUUUCAGGAUGCCCACCAGACCUAGUCACUGACUCUGUUAAACUAGGCAAUAUUACUCCUCCAUUUGGUACGGUUGUAUUUUCCUUUGGGGAGGAAAGUAAAGUGAUUUCAUUUCAGGCUACUCCAAACCUAAAUAAAUCUGAGACAUUUGCCAUCACUCUAACAGCAGUGCACAGCAAUGUGUCUGGUGGGGCUCGCCUGAGAUCAGGAUUUACAAUAGCUAAAAUUGAGCCAAUGGGGAUCUUCCAGUUUGAUCUUAACUCAAGAUCAGUUUCAGUUGAAGAAGAUAUCCAGGUAGUCAGACUACAUGUCCAAAGAUUGUUUGGUUUUCAAAGUAAUCGCACUAAGCUGACAUUUCAGACCAUUCCAGGAAGUGCCAAACCACUAGAAGACUUUAUACCCAUCUACAAUGGAGAGCUUAUGUUUUUACAUUUUCAGACAAAUGCAGUGAUAGAAAUAUCAAUAAUUGAUGACACUGUGUCUGAAAUACAAGAAUUUUUUUUUGUAAAUUUGACUUCUGUGGAAAUUCUGGAUGUUCAACCAGCAAACCUUGACUGGAGUCCCCGUUUGAAUCCAACUUUCAGUCUUGCAACAGUUAAUAUCCUGGCUAAUGAUAUUCAUCAUGGAAUACUAAGUUUGGGGCCAGAGUUUAUUUAUGUUGAAGAAGAUACAAAUAACAAUACCUCCAACACAGCAGUGCUUCAGAUCAGAAGGACCAAGGGAUUUACUGGUGAUAUUAAAAUUACUGUUAAAACCUUUGGGGGAGCGAGUGCACAAAGAGGAGUAGAUUUGUAUCCUUUUGGAGAAGUUUAUGGAAAAUCAAACUUCACAUGGGCAAUGGAAGGAGAAGAUUUUGAAGAACAGACAAUCUCUUUGACUUUGCUGGAUGGAGAAUUUGAAAGCCAGGUGUCCAUAAAAAUUUUUGAUGAUGAUGAGCCUGAAGGACAGGAAUCAUUUUAUGUUUUCCUCUCAAAUCCUGAAUAUGGAGCUCAGAUUGUAGAAGGAAAGGAUGAAUAUGGAUUUGCUGCUUUUGCAAUAGUAAUUAUUGCAGGAAGCGAUCUCCAGAAUGGCAUUUUGGGAUUCAUUCCAGAAGUACAAAGUGGCCUGAUACUUGAUGAAGACUCAGAAAACAGAGAGGUGUUGCUGACUGUUGCACGGCAACCAAACAGGGCUUUUGAAGAUGUGACAAUCUUCUGGCGUGUGACCUUUAAUAAAACAGCUGUUGUCCUUCUGAAGGAUGGUGUGAACUUGGAGAAUGAACUUGUAUCUGUGCUGGGAGCCACGACCUGUGUGGCAGGUCAAACAAUGUGCAACAUCUCUAUUGAAAUAAAACCUGAUCAUGUACCAGAAUUUGAAACUUAUAUUUUUGUUGAGCUGUAUGCUGUAAGCACAGGAGCUGCUUUGAACAACAGUGCCAGAUUUGCUUUUAUAACUGUCCUGGAAAGUGAUGCUCCUCAUGGUUUAGUGCAUUUUGCUGUGGGAUCUCGAUUUGCUGUUGCUUAUAAGAAUACAGCUUUAAUCAGUCUGCAAGUUCUUAGAGAUUCUAGUACAUCAGUAACCACAAUGGUUACCUACAGUACGCAGGAACUACAAAAACCUGAACCUAUUGGACGGACCUUCAUAUCUCCAGCUGUGGCAGGACAAGAUUUUGUCAGAUCUGAAGGUUUAUUGACUUUUGCACAUGGACAGAGAAAUGCAUUCCUGGAUGUGACCCUGACUCCAAAGACAGGAUCUUUAAACCCAUUUCCUAAACGUUUCCAGGUUGUACUUUCUAAUCCCACAGGCGGUGCCAGGAUAGAUAAUGUGUAUGGUAUUUCUAACAUUACCAUUGUCUCAGAUUUGGACUCCUUGCCAAUUUGGGGACUGAUUGAUCAACUGCAUCAGCCUCUGGAUGACACCAUUUUACACAGAAUCCUUCAGAAUCUGAAUGUCAAAGUGGCUACAGAAACUACAGAAGAGCAACUUACUGCUGUGGUGCAUAUAAUAGAUGAGGUUACAGGUGUAGGUGAAAAACUGUUACUCAGUGAUAAAAGUAGAAGUCUUUUCUAUGAGAUACUCUGUGCUCUGGCUAGCCCAAAACGCAAGGACACAAAAGGAUAUAGCCUGCUUGCUGAGGUGACUGAGAAGUUUGCUUUUUCUCUAUUGACUGGGAUAAAGUGUGGAUCACCAGGAGAAAGAGGCAAAAAUGUCCUUGACAGCUGCCCGUAUAUUGCAAUAAUGGCUCACAACUGGUUUCCUCAGCAAAUCAAUGGACAUAGAUUUAAUGGAAAAGAUGGAGAUUCUAUUCAAGUACCUGAACAUCUGCUAGAGGUCUCUGUAGUAUUAUCAUCUCCCCAAGAAGAGAAAUGUGAAUCCGUACAGUUCACAGAAUACAGCAGUCAGCAGUGGUUCCUUACUAGAGAUAAAGAAGUUGCUCUGAAGAACAAGGUUUUCUCAAUGAGCUUGAAGGGCCAGAGUUCACAACCUUUGAAAGAUAACAGUGAAGUAAUUUAUCGUAUUUAUGCUGAAGGAAGUCGGAUUGAUCCCCAGAAAUCUCUGUGUCUCCUCUGGAAUCAAGCUGAUGAAAGCUGGCUGUCCGAUAGCGGGUUCUGCAAAGUGGUUGAUGGCACAUCAGGUUAUGUGGAAUGCUCCUGUUCUCAUAUGUCCAUUUAUACAGUUUAUGCCCAAACAGAUAACUUGUCUUCAUACAACGAGGCUUUUUUUUCUUCUGGAUUCAUCUGUAUUUCAGGUUUCACUUUGGCUAUCAUCUCCCACCUCUUCUGCACCAGAUGUGCCAUGUUUGCAGCUAAACUUCUCACUCAUAUGAUGGCUGCUUGUUUGGGUACUCAG
Messenger RNA from Onychostruthus taczanowskii (white-rumped snowfinch), 17619 nucleotides. RefSeq names its product adhesion G protein-coupled receptor V1 (gene ADGRV1). Gene Ontology annotation, biological process: negative regulation of adenylate cyclase activity; cell communication. The transcript has 84 exons. The annotation marks the transcript as partial. Gene Ontology annotation, cellular component: membrane. Gene Ontology annotation, molecular function: G protein-coupled receptor activity. Lineage: Eukaryota; Metazoa; Chordata; Aves; Passeriformes; Passeridae. The record is from RefSeq and is a predicted model, not a curated record.